UGGCUAUAUGCUGGUCUAUCUCGCAUGUCAUCCGCUACUGGACUCGGUGUGUACAGGGAUGCAUUUGAUCGGAUGUCUGAGGACCAGAUUACAUGGAUGCCGUUUACACCUGAGAUGUUAGUAGAGUUGCCCCCAGCUGGACGAGAGCAUACUCACAUAUGGCGAGCACGUGUGCCGUUGAUAUGUUUUGACAUUGUUGAGCUUCAUUUGCCUGAUAGAGUGUUGCGAUACGUCACUACGUGGGAAAGGCGAGCUGAGCUAGUUGUAGCUGGGACACCGACAUUUGUCCCAUCUGUUUCAGGAGACUACAUGGGAUGGUAUUACAACAUCACUCGUUUGUUUUUGUCUCCUUCGUUCAGACUCCCUACUCAUCAUUAUCAGCCUAGCUCCUUGGCUUUGCAUCUUACGACACGAGCUUUGCAGCGCAUACAUCAGCGGGCUACUGCCACAGUGACUGAUAGUCAUGAUGUGGACAUGUAUGGACAGGCUCUGACAGGCAUUGCCUCCUUGUGUCCAGAUGUGUUGGGGCGAGUCGACUACGGUUAUCUUAUACACAUGCCCCCAUCUCAGGAGAUGCCAUCCACGUCUAGUGCAGCGACGGCUUCAUCAUCCCAGACGCAGCAUGAGAGAAUGGUUCUUCAACCACGACAACGGCGUAAGCGUAGACAUGA
This is a messenger RNA of Cuscuta epithymum, 671 nucleotides long. The record is from the annotation of a GenBank genome assembly. Lineage: Eukaryota; Viridiplantae; Streptophyta; Magnoliopsida; Solanales; Convolvulaceae.